CUUUUCGCGCGCCUCCCUUCGUCGUCGCGACGCCGCGCCAUUUUCUCGCGCACGUGGGCGAUGCCGGUCGAGCGAGGGCGCUCGACUCUAACGCCAUUAAUACGGCCGUCGUGAAUGAACGCCGACCUCGACCGGGUGGCUGGCGUCCAUUGAUAGGGCGCGCAGCGGGCGACGACCGGCCACGCGUCCACACGGGGGCGGCGUGCUGCACGCCCUCGCUACAGCGAUCGUGCCUCAGUCGAGGAUGUGGCGUUCUCCGCGCGACGACACUCACCGCGUGCGAAAUCUGUGUUCAUUUAUCAGUAGAUACUCGUGACCCUUCAGUGUGAUUACCGUGCCGCGUUUUUGUAAUUUCCUAAAUGUAAUGUUCUGUGAUCGCGUCAAUUUCGUUAGGACAUAAGUUAGAUAGUUUACGAAAAUAACCGUUAGGGUGCAUAGUGAUAUACGAGUUGAUCGGCGUAAGCGCCGCCUGCAAGGCUUUGGCGCACGUGCAAAGCGGUGCAUGUGAGUGUAGGUGCGCUGUGUGGCCGCGCACCGUGGUGUGGUGUGUGCAGUGUGGGGAUGCACUCGUGCGAUGCUCUCGGUGAUCGCGAUGCGUCGGCCGGAGGACGAGGAGCUGGGCGGUCGCGGCGAUGGCGACGAGUUUGUGGACAUAUCCCACAUGCAAUUACUGGUGGAGGCGGGCCCGAGCGGGCUGCACUACGGAGGCCCGCCACCGCCGCAUGCACAGCCCCAGCCCUACGCACAGCCGCCCGCGCAUCCCGUAACUACCACGGCUUCCGUCGACGAUCUCUUCGCGCUCUACUUUACACCCACCUCGCAUGGUGAACACAUAGGUACAUUACCAGGCGAUGAACUCUCACUAGGAUGUUCGCCGCGACGGCAUAAACACGAGGCAUCGUUGUCUCCAGGCGCACGCGCAGAGGACGCCAGUAACGCGUCAAGUGCGAGCGCCUCCCUAUAUGGCCCUCCAGCUGGAGGUAUUGCAAAACGUGCCCCUUCACCGCCAUUACAAUGGCUAAUACCACCGGGGCCAGGGCCGGGUAGCGUCGACAAGUACUUUCAACAAGAUUACGAGGAGCGCGUCGAAUUACUCCCGCCGGAGUGUCAGACCUCCUACUGUCCGCCUCCGCAGGCCUGUCCUCCGCCUCAACACUGCGAGUACCGGCCUCCUCCACCGCAACCGCAACCACAACAGCAGCACUCGUGGGAAACACAAGAGUAUGCAAGUGCACCGCAGCCGACUCCGGGACCAUCGGGUUUGUUGAAACGAGAACCGUACCCGAGUCCUGCUGGAGAUAGACCCGUACAGCUCGCUGAGUACAACCCCUCUACUAGUAAAGGCCAUGAGAUUCUAUCUCAAGUGUAUCAACAAAGCACACAACCACUAAGACUUGUUGCUGUAAAGCCGCGAAAAUACCCCAAUCGGCCGAGCAAAACCCCUGUUCAUGAGAGGCCAUAUGCGUGUCCUGUCGAUGGUUGCGAUCGCCGAUUCUCAAGAUCAGAUGAAUUAACGAGGCACAUUCGUAUCCAUACGGGACAGAAACCGUUCCAGUGCCGCAUAUGUAUGCGCUCGUUUAGCAGAUCAGAUCACCUCACGACACAUGUUCGAACACACACAGGAGAGAAACCUUUUGCAUGUGACGUGUGCGGCAGAAAGUUCGCGCGUUCUGAUGAAAAGAAGCGGCACGCAAAGGUUCACUUGAAACAGCGAUUGAAGAGGGAACGCGGCGGCGGCGGGCCUGCGCACCACCACGAAUCGCAUCCGCAUGCGCCUGCGCCUCUCUAGCGAUCACCAGCGCCCGCGUCGGCGCUCUCACCGCUACAUUCGAGCGGCGAACCGCCGUCGACUCCCGGGACCUCCGACUCUUCGGAUAACUGAACUUUUAUAUUUUCACGUUGAAGUUAUCAAAUAAUUUCAUCGCUUAGGUGUAAAAAAUUGUCUUUAACGAAGCUUUAUUAACUCUACAUUUUGUAAAUUCACUGAAAUUUAUAUAAUAUAUAUUAUAUAGGUAUAUAUAUUAAUAUAUAUAUAUAUAUAUCUUUUUAUACGUAUUUGUCAUUAUUAUCAGGAAAUGAACUCGAUGUAUUUAUUUAGAUAGGUAGGUUAAUUGAAUGAACUCGACUGGGAACAAAUGUAAAUACGAAGCGAUGUGGCCUAAAGUGUCCAAUGCACGCAACAAUUAUACGGUUACUGUGCGACCUCGUGCCCCGGUCAUGUAGCAGACGAUCUCAGCGAUUGAAGAAGAUUGCAUCGCUGUCGUCUUCGACAUAGUGUGAACACAUAUCUUUCUGUCUGAUGGUAGUUCCAUAGCUAAACUUAAAAAUAUAUCUCAGAAUGAUAUAGCACACUGGUGCGUUCAAUGUGAGUGUAUUACGAAGUGAUUGUAAAGAAGUGAUACACAAUGAGCCUAUCGCAGGUACAAACGAGGCAAAAUAAUGUUUACCACUAGCAUGUUAAGAAACGGCGUGUUUUUGAUACGCAUCUUCGAGAUGAAAAUUUGUAGAAAAAAUGUGGUAAACAUUUAUUGGCCACGAUUACCUACUUAAUUAUUGUAGGUAGGUCUAAUUAAUAUACUUUACAAAACUAACGUGAAACUGUGCCAUUUAUUAACUUUACAACAUUACGUGCCACUGCAGUUUUUAUUUAAUACAUUGUAUACUAAGUGUAACACGACUGCUAAAUAAGUGAUAACUAUUAUUAUUUUGUUUUAUAUUUCUAGUCGAAGUUAUUACGAGCGCAAGAAUAUCGACUAUUGUUUGUUUUAUAAGAUGCAUACAUUCACUGUAAAACGAUUUAUUUUCGACAGCUGCUGUCAAUCUUCUCUUGCUCAAUGAUUUAUUUAACAAAAUUUGCUCAAUUCCGCUUCUUUUAGAUCGUACUCCAUACAAUUUAUUUAGUAUCAAUGUUUUUUUCACUACUAACGCUAUCAGAUCUAUGUGUAUUGUAAUUCUCUAUGCAAUGUUGCACUUGUUAUUCUAUUAAUCACUGAUUAAUUUUUCUCAGUGGCAUAUAUUUUUAUAAUAUGCAUAUUAUUUAUCUAGACUAACCUAGUAUAUAGCGUAUGCGGUAAAUUAUGAUCUCUUAAUCAUUAUUAAUUAUAAUUUUCAAGUACCUUAGCGAGGUCCCCUAAUUUAUAAUACUCAUAAGUUUUUGUGUAGAUAUAAUUAUCUGUAAGUCUCGUUUCUAAAAUUUAAAUUUCAUUUACUGUGAUGAUUGUUACGCAAUUCCUGUUUUAUAUACAUAAUUCAAGUAGGUAGGUAGGUAGUCAAUGUUCACCGCUGCGAGUGUUUGUCCCAUUCGCAACCGUACCUAUUAGAUCAAUUUGUUUAUACGUACAGUAAACAGGAAAUUAGAGUACCUAUUCCUAAUUUUAAAUCUUAAAUAUAUAAUAAAAAUUAGAAAUGGUACCGUUUCUGCUAGUCGCAAAUGAUGUAGAUACCCAACGUAGAUACGGUAUGGUUUUUACAUUAGUACAAAAUUAAGCACAAAUAUGUAGAUGUUCUCUUUAAAUGUAAUAUGUUAUAAACGCCUUCAAGUUCAACUUAUACCUAUUUCUUACUUACUAUUGUAAAUCACUGAUUCAAGUGGUUUUUAAUUAUAUUACUGUUAUGUACUCGCGGGUUACACUACAAAUGUAAUUUUAUAAAUAGGUAUAAACAUAAAUUCCAGAAAUCAAAUAAAUUGUAACAUGUCACCGAACAAGCAGUGAUAAUAAUACAACAGGGUGGGCCCUUAAUAAUCUUGGUCGUUAUGAAUUUAGGAUACCAGACAAUAAUAUUACCUACAAAUUUUUGCGACUACUACUCUAACCGCAAAUGGGGGCGGUAACAAUUAUAAAUUCUUAUGUCAAGAAAAAAAAAAUAAAAAAAUUGGCUUUCUUGACACAAAAAAAACACAAACUAUUGUAUUGCUGAGAUCAAGACAAAAACAAAAAAUUUGUAAAAUCUACCUGUACCUAAGUACAUUACCAGAAAAAUCGUCCAGAAUUUUCUCGUAAAUUCACGUUCUUUUUAUGUAUAUUAUACAGUUAUAAAUAGCUGAAAUUGCAUUGUAUAAAAUGUCAAAACAUACAUAGCAUUUUUUAUACUAAAUGUUAACAAGUUUUAACACAAUCGCAAGCCAAUGAGAUUAUAAGAAAAGUAAUUUGAUACGAAAUUGAAAACUCGCGAAUCUACUGUGAAAAUGUUGGCAGGGUUAGUUUCAGUACUUGACUCUACUUCGGUAUAUAUUUUCUACUCACCAGUUAUAUCUGAAUUACAAAAUGCUCAAACUUGUAAUUAACUUUUGGUAAUAUUUAUAUAAUAGAUAGCAAUGUCAGUAGGUAUGUACACAGUGAAACCGUUCCCAGUUGCUCAGUUGCACUUUAAAUAAAAUUGCAAAUCAUAACACGCGUUCUUCUUAAUGAGCGAACAAACUUGGUAUAAACUAACGCGACCACACAUUUGUAUACACAAUUAGAAUGAAGUACGAGUUUAUAAUAUUUUUACUGUUAUAAAAGAGACAAAGUCUCCGAUAGACAAGGCUAGAGUAGAUAGGUAUUAAUAAAGCGUAUUCAUGUUAAUCGAGUGACAAUUGAAACGGAAAAGACUAAAUUCUUACACAUUUUACGUAAUGUUGCAUCGCGUUAACGUUAUUGAUAUACGGUGUUUGUAUUAGGUUACGAGUUGCGACUCGCCGAUUGUUCGUAGGCCAAAACCGCGGCGCCCUAGGCGUCGGCGGCGACGGUUCUUUGGGCACAUCGGACAGUGGGGCGAUUUUACAUUGUUAACAACUUCUGUUACAUUACAAUUCUGUUGCGGUGAAACGCGUCAUUUUUAACAUUUCACGUUACUACCUAGAACUUAGCGAAUUUUACGAACAGAAAUCGAUAACUUUUAUGGUGUUCACACAAUACCUUAAUGAAUGGGUACGAAAUCUUUACGAAUUUUGUGUAAGUAUGGUUAUUAUUUUAAGCUGUCUUUGUAUUUCACCAGAGUGAAAGAUGUUGUUGAUGUUCUAAAAUGUAAAUUAGUUAUAAGUGCAUAGGUAUUGUUAAAUCCCACUAAUUUUUACUAAAUUCUAUUUAAUAUAUUUGUAAAUACACUCUGACUAAAUUUGAAUUUAAUGUGUAUAUAAGAAGAAAACAAAUUUUUAUUUAAUAUUGAAACCACCUAAGGUGCGAAAAUACAAAUUGUUGAAAACUUAA
Molecule: messenger RNA, 5189 nt
Organism: Galleria mellonella (greater wax moth)
Lineage: Eukaryota; Metazoa; Arthropoda; Insecta; Lepidoptera; Pyralidae
Gene: sr
Product: early growth response protein 3
Exons: 2
Coding region: 575-1789 (404 amino acids)
Biological process (GO): regulation of transcription by RNA polymerase II
Molecular function (GO): RNA polymerase II cis-regulatory region sequence-specific DNA binding; DNA-binding transcription factor activity, RNA polymerase II-specific
Source: RefSeq, a predicted model, not a curated record